This is a messenger RNA of Rotaria sordida, 1263 nucleotides long. NCBI's taxonomy places the organism in Eukaryota, Metazoa, Rotifera, Eurotatoria, Philodinida, Philodinidae. The record is from the annotation of a GenBank genome assembly.
AUGGCUGACGACGGUGCAGAUAAAACACCGUUAUUAAAUGAUACUGAUAAUACAGAAGUCAUGACACAAGUGACUAUACCAAAUCAAUCGUUGUCACAAUCAACUCAUUGUCAUGUGCCGGAUAAUAAAUUUGAUUAUGGAGCAAGAAAUCGUCUUAUUGUUGUACUAAUUAUUUGUAUUGUUUUCAUGAUUAUUGAAAUUAUCGGAGGUGUUCUUUCUAAUUCAACAGCUGUUGUAACAGAUGCAGCUCAUAUGGCAAUUGAUGUCGCUAGUUUUCUAAUAUCAUUAACGGCAAUGUAUCUUGCAACAAAACGACCAACACAAAGACUUUCAUUUGGUUAUAUUCGAGCAGAGGUACUUGGAGCGCUUCUCAGUGUAUUAACAAUUUGGUUAGUUACUGGUGUACUUGUUUAUAUGGCUGUUGAACGUUGUAUCAAUCAAACUUUUGAAGUAAAACCACUAGAGAUGAUUAUUGUUGCAUCAUGUGGUGUUAUAUUCAAUAUCGUAAUGUUUCUUGUUUUACAUGCUAAUGUAUGUGGUAAAUCAAUGCCUCAUCAUGGUCAUUCACAUGGAGAUAACCAUGGUCAUUCACAUGGCGAUAACCAUGGUCAUUCACAUGAAAACAAUCAUCAUGACGAUUCACUUGAAGACAAUCAUGACGAUUCACGUGAGGAAACUCUUGAAAAUGCAGAUACGAUUAUUAAUGCUUCCCCAUUAGUUGCUAAUAUUGUAACCGGUCAAAAUCGAGAAGAAAUUAUAAAAGCAAAGAAAUCAACAAAAAAUAUCAAUGUACGAGCUGCUAUAAUACAUGUUAUUGGAGAUUUUGUUCAAAGUGUUGGUGUUCUUUGUGCGGCUAUACUCAUUAAAUUUAAACCACAAUAUAAAUUAGCUGAUCCAAUCUGUACUUUUUUUUUCUCUAUUCUUGUUCUUAUUACAACAAUUACAAUCAUGCGUGAUAUUGUCUUUGUUCUUAUGGAAGCUGUUCCAUCAAGUGUUAAUUAUUCACGAGUAGUUGACGAUCUUCUUCAAUUACCUGGUGUACGAAAUGCACAUAGUUUGCAUAUAUGGUCAUUAUCGAUGCAAAGAACAGCUCUAUCUGUUCAUCUUGCAGUUAGUUCCGAUCGAGAUUUUUUGAUGGUAUUGAGACAAGCUCAAGAAAUGCUCCGUUGUAAACAUUCUAUUGCACGAACAACAAUACAAGUUGAACCAUAUGAUGAACCUGUGAUGAGUGCAUGUGAAGAUUGUCGUCCAUUGAGUAUUUAA